AUGAAGUUGCUGAGAGUCCUUGUGCUGAUUGCCCUCCCCCUUUACUGCUUUGCAGGUUCUGGAUGCCCACUUGUAGAAGAGGUGAUUAACAAAACAAUCGAUUCUCAAGUGAGCACGGAUGAAUACCAAACUUUCCUGAAACCCUUCUCAGAUGGUCCUAGCACUGAUAAGGCCAUAGCACAACUGAAAGGAUGUUUUCUCACCCAGUCAAACGAAACUCUGAGCAAGGUUGGAGAGCUGAUGAACAUAAUAUAUGAAAGUAAGUGGUGUGCUGCAUUUUAA
Molecule: messenger RNA, 282 nt
Organism: Enhydra lutris kenyoni (northern sea otter)
Lineage: Eukaryota; Metazoa; Chordata; Mammalia; Carnivora; Mustelidae
Product: mammaglobin-A-like
Exons: 3
Coding region: 1-282 (93 amino acids)
Biological process (GO): androgen receptor signaling pathway
Source: RefSeq, a predicted model, not a curated record